Eurytemora carolleeae is the source of this 2595-nucleotide messenger RNA. Its product is annotated as FYVE, RhoGEF and PH domain-containing protein 3. The transcript has 7 exons. The record is from RefSeq and is a predicted model, not a curated record. Lineage: Eukaryota; Metazoa; Arthropoda; Copepoda; Calanoida; Temoridae. Gene Ontology annotation, cellular component: cytoplasm. Gene Ontology annotation, molecular function: guanyl-nucleotide exchange factor activity. The coding region runs from base 79 to 1641 and encodes 520 amino acids.
AACCUGUUAACAUCUCGGACAAGGAGGCGUGUUCUAGUUUCCCUUCAGGAGAACUCUAAGCAGGAGGAGGACUCGGAGAUGAAGAUUCUCAGGAAGAAGGCAAUAGAGGAGAUUAUUAACAGUGAGAAGUCAUACCUUCGACACCUGGAGAUGGUCGAGGAGUACUUUAUGACCCCGAUUCAGGAAUCAGCUUUUCUACCACAGAAUGUGUUUUCUGCAGUUUUUGGAGAUAUUUUGGGAAUACGAAUGGAAUGUCAGAUUCGCAAAAACUCCCUCCUCAUCACCCCGGUUCAGCGGAUUCCACGCUACAAACUUCUUCUUGAUGACGUCAUCAAGAACACGCCGCGCUUCCAUCCUGACCGGAACAACCUUGAGGAGGCGAGGACACAGAUCGACGCGAUCGCCUGGUACAUUAACGAUCAGAUCAAGGAGCAUGAGAAUAAUCAGCUCAUGAUCAGUAUACAGAAGAGUCUACAAGGUGGAUUACCGAAAAUAAUAAAACCAGGAAGAAAACUUAUUCGCCACGGUAACCUCAUGAAGGUCAGCAAAAGCGGAGGCCACGCCCAGCCUCGCUACUUUGUCCUCUUUUCUGACAUGUUAAUGUACUGCAAGUUUCGAGGAAACCCCCUGGCUGGAGGAGUCCUAGAACUCCCUAAGCAUGAUGCUCUGGAGGUAUGCUGUGUACUCCCUCUGAAACAUACAGUAGUAGAGCAUGUUGUAGGAAAAGGAGUGUUUACAGUUCAAUGCCAGAAAGAGAGCCUGGUGCUCUACACAACUAAUGCCGAGGACACACACUGGGUGGAAGACAUCAGGAAAUCGGUGAAGCAGUUGAAGAAGAACAGCGCUACCUUAAAGAGAGAGAGCUCAAAGUUUGAACCGAUGAGAAAACCGGACAUUUUGAAACUUCGAAGAGAGAGUUUGAGCAAGAUAAUGCUCAUGAGAAAGACGGAAGAGUCCAAGAGGGAGGAGUUAAAAACAAGUACAAGCACACGAAGUCCUCUUCUUAUGUUGACUCCCCGCAAGAGGAAACCAGAUUACCGACUUGAAAGUCCGACUAAAAUGAAUAAAAUCAUUGAAUCACCAAGCGUUUCUUCAUCAAGAACCCCGAAGCUAGGACCGUCUCCGGCGACCAGACGAACUCCACCAAGGAAGGCAAAGGAUAUGUUUACGUCUACUCCCGUUAGAACCGUGGAAUCCAUGAAAACCGCAAGUCCGGGAAGGACACCGACAAGAACCGCUGCUCCGCGAAGAUCUCCGGUAAAGAAAGUUGCCUUUCCUGUCGUCUUAGAACCGGAAAAGGAAAAAUCCCCGGAAGUUGAAUUGAGAAAUAAAGCUAAAACUUCGUUUAAAAAGCAGCCAAGAAACUCUUUAAGAUCCUUGAGUUUGAACCGCACCACUAAGCUGAAGAGAGAAGAGGCCAAAUCUAAAACUAUAUUCCGCUCUCCUUCUAUCUACGAUGAACCAAAACCUAUUAAGGACGAGGAGGACGCGAUGAGCUCCUAUCUGAGUGGACGAAUUGUACCUUUAACUCCCUCAACCCGACCAACCAAUGUUGAACAUCUUGUUAAAAAACAAAAUGAAACACAGGUGAAUCAUCCUGUUGCUAUUCCUGAUAGCAAGGGCUACUGCACUAUUUCAUAACAGUUAACAAACAUUUAAAGGAUUUUUUGCCUUAGAAUUCACAAAAUCAUAAAAACAAUGCAGUACGCUCAAUUUUACAACGCGUCAAAGAAACUGAUUACUUGCUACAAACUCUUAUCCCUAAUCUCUAAUCCCUGAAUUGGUCCAACUACAAUCGGACCGCAAAGAUAUGUGAAUAGAAAAAUUCGAGUAUAAGAUUAGUAUAAGAUUAGAGUAUAAGAUAGUGAGUCUGACCCGAAAUCGUACAUUGAAGAUUUCGUCUUCUUUUAUAAACACAUUUGUUUUGAGACAUUUUUAGUAUGAAUUAUUUGAUGCUUGACAGUUAUUUGUUUAUUUAUUAUGAGAAAAUAUUGGAAAACAUAUUUAUUAACAUUUUUAAAAUCCCCAUAUUUACUUUUUAUAUCUUCUUGUGUAUUUUCUUUUUAUUAUUGAAUUUUUUUUAUUGAAUUUGAUUAUGUUAGGGUAACAGCUUAGGAUCUAUUUAGUUUUAAGGGCCAGGUUCUGGACAUUUCUUCAAGAUUUACUUUUUAAUUAAAUUUAAAAAAAAUUACAAUUCUUAGAGAUCAUUAAGUUUUUAAUAAUCUCUUAUUAUUUAGCAAUUGAGAUUUGUGUUUUGAUAGCAAAAAUGUUACGAAUCCAGAUCCAGGAGAUCAAAAUAUGUGGAUCCAACGAAUCUGGAUCCUAAGCACUGGUGACAAUCAAUUAUGUCCUUAUGACGGGGUCUUUUUAUGUAGAGUAACAUUUUUCAUGAAAUUUUUGCUUGAUCUUGUUAAACAAUGUUACAGUCGUUUUAUAUUUUCCUAUGGUGUAAACUUUUAGUUUAAAAUGUAAACCAUCUAAAUCUAGUUUGGCGUAUAUUUUACUACUAUUAUAGUAAUAUACAUUAUGUAUUUAAGUAAAAAAGUUUUUUUCUUCUGUGUUUACAAGAUAUAAUAAUCAAUUUUUUACUCUUAA